Drosophila gunungcola (fruit fly) is the source of this 1166-nucleotide messenger RNA. Its product is annotated as mitochondrial pyruvate carrier 2. The record is from RefSeq and is a predicted model, not a curated record. Gene Ontology annotation, cellular component: mitochondrial inner membrane. The transcript is spliced from 3 exons. Gene Ontology annotation, molecular function: pyruvate transmembrane transporter activity. The coding region runs from base 584 to 994 and encodes 136 amino acids. NCBI's taxonomy places the organism in Eukaryota, Metazoa, Arthropoda, Insecta, Diptera, Drosophilidae. Gene Ontology annotation, biological process: pyruvate import into mitochondria.
CGUAAGGGCAACUGAGUUCUUCAUAAUAAAUGUCCAUUAAUUAGCACUCUGUGUGUUUGUCAGUAGGUCAGUAGUCAGUGGCCAAUAUCGGUGACGAAAGCACUGCAAGAACGAACACCUCAAUGUGCUAAUUGCAACCGGUACUGGGGGAUUGGAGGCGUAAAUGGUUAUGUGGUUUGGUCUAGUUUUGUCAAUCAGCAUUAGCACUCCAAUCUUAGAGAACCUAAAAAGUAAUCAAAUUUUGCAGUCAAGCUCUUAUUAUGCAGAUUAAGAUGCUUUGAAUAACGUAGAGGAACAUUUUUGUUGAAUUAUUAAGAUGCCAAAUUAAUAGUUAAAGUAUCCAAGAGAAUAUUUUUUUUUACAUUUUUUUGUUAUGUCUUUACAUUAUUAACCGCAUUUAAAGUAAAUUAGUGAGCCCACUUUGCGUUGAAAUAAUACAUUUUUUUGUUCAUAUAAAAAGCCUAUCCCAUUUCAAAAUACUAUUCUCUGAGUUCACCAGGGCUUGUCUUUCACCUUAAAAUUUGUUCCUUUCUUCAAAACCUUUUGACUUGUUAAUCAAAAUUCUUUGUUUUCUAAAAAAAAAAUGCCUAAACGGACAGGACCUUUGUCGAAGUUGUAUAAUGCCACCAUUAGUGCAGCAGAUAAAAUUGUUCCAACUGCAAUGCAGCCAUUUUGGCAGUCGCCAGCAGGUCCCCGUACUGUUUUCUUUUGGGCGCCGAUGUUUAAAUGGAGCCUGGUAUUGGCAGGCCUGAGCGACACGAUAAAUCGUCCUGCUUCGACAAUCUCUCUUAAUCAGUGCGCCUCCUUGGCAACUACGUGUUUGAUUUGGUCCCGAUACUCAAUGGUUAUAACACCCAAGAACUACAGUCUUAUGUCCGUCAAUAUAGCCAUAUUUCUCAUCCAAGGCUACCUAGUUAUAGAGCACCUGCGAUGGCGCAAUCAGAAAGCAGUCUUUGAUCAUAAUACAAUUUCAAUCCAUUUGAGGGAUGAUUGAUGGAAAGCGGAGGCAUUUAAUGAAUCCGGAAUUUCUGUGUUUGGACUAAUAACUUCGCAAUUCUUUGAUUUGAGAUUUAAUUUCCCCAGUAUAGAUAAACAAAAAAACAAAUUAAAAUGAUGAAGUUGUACUAUUAAUCUUAAGGCAAGGAGCAAUACAAUUUUAAAAAUUA